GCCGCCCCUUCGCGCAGCGCGCCGCGCGCCUGCGGCCUGCGGCUUUGCUGGCGCGUCUGCUCGCUCGGUCCGGCCUGCGCCUUGCUGCGGCCGCCCGUCACCUCCCGCCGUCGUCGCCCACUGCAGCCCUCUGCCCGUCGCCACUGGUUCGUACAAUCGUACGGCUGCCCUUCCCCUCUGCUCCAAUUGCAGUCAGCAGUAGUGAUUAAUUGGUUGUUGUUGUUGUGUGUUACCAGAAAGUUUUUUGGCUCUAAAUUUUUUGGCUAGUGAUUUGAAUUUUUUUGCUAGCUAGGGUCCGCCACGCCGCGGCCCUAGCAGCUCACGGCCCCCACCAUCUGGCAGGUAGCCGGUGGCGGAGCAGCAGCGCCUUCUCCUUUGACGGGCGGCACGCCCACACGGCAACAAGGCCCGCUCCUUUCCUUCGGCACCUUCGCUCCCCCAGCGCCCGCCGCUCUCCACGCGGUCGGCCCGUGCGCCGCCCUCCACGCUCACCUGCCCAGCUGCAGCUCGAGUCCUGCUGGUGCGGCGGCACCCUCCCUUCCCUUCCCACGACUUCUCUGUACUUUCUCUCGGCCUCGGUCUUCCUUUCCUAGCGGCGACGACAGGGCGAGUUGCGCUGCCCGUUGUUCGUCGAGCGACGGGCGCUUCGCCGGCGACGAACAUCCGACAGGGUUAUUGGGUGUACAUGUAUAACUGGGUCCGCCCCUGAUUACAGAGAUGAACGUGGCAGCGCCACCACCCCCACCACCACAUCUUCGCCUAUAUGAAUUCGCCAAGACCGCUCUCGUCAAAAUUUUUGCCUUUCCUUAUGCCACGGUCUGUGACUUGUAUUGCGAUGGUGGAGUUGAUACGGACAAGUGGUGUGAUGCCCAGGUUGGCCACUAUAUAGGAAUCGAUGCCUCUGCAUCGGGUGUCAGCGAUGCCCGUGAGCUAUGGGAGAACAAGAGGAAACCUUUCACUGCUGAGUUCAUUGAGUUGGAUCCUUCUGAUGAUGAUUUCGAAGCUCAAGUGCAGGAAAAGGGCAUCCAGGCAGAUAUUGUUUGUUGUAUGCAGCACUUGCAGUUAUGCUUUGAGAGUGAAGAACGGGCAAAGAAGCUUCUGAAUAAUGUAUCAUCACUUCUCAAACCUGGUGGCUACUUUUUCGGCAUGACUCCUGAUUCGUCAACGAUAUGGACAAAAUAUCAAAAGAAUGUUGAGGCUUCGCAUAAUAAAGGUCUGAAGGCUGUUCCAAAUAGCAUUCGCUCGGAGAAUUAUACCAUUACCUUUGAAGUUGAGGAAGAAAAGUUUCCCUUCUUUGGAAAGAAGUACCAACUAAAAUUUGCAAGUGAAGCAGUAUCUGAAAAUCACUGCCUGGUUCACUUUCCCAGCCUUAUGAGAUUAGCAAGGGAAGCUGGACUUGAAUACGUGGAGAUCCAGAAUUUAACCGAAUUUUAUGAUGAUAACAGAACACAAUUUGCUCCAAUGCUUGGUGGUUACAGUGCAAGCUUUUUGGAUGCUCGUGGAAAGCUUGUUACUCGUUCCUAUGACAUUUUAGGCUUGUAUUCAACUUUUGUAUUCCAGAAGCCUGACCCAGAUGCAAUACCACCUAUUGUAACACCCGACUUGCAUGAUACUGACAAUGCUCAGGAAGAGGAUUGGCUCCGGCGGCAGCAGGCAGCCGAUGACGGGAGGUGUCCGCAUGCGGAUGUGCUUCCCUUGGAUCAUGAGAAAGGCAUCCUGGGUCCUGGACCUGCAGAUAUGAGACUUUAGCUGCUGGUAAUUCAAAUCCGGCUUGAACUAGGAGUAAUGAUGCUUUUAUCGUUUUUUCCCUCCCACUUACGAAAAUCUCUGGUGCUUCCACUAAGAGUUCACGAAAAUAUAAAACAACGUUACUGAGGGUAGCCAAUCUUGGCAGAGACACGUUUUCUUUGUACGCUGGGUGUAUUUUCCUACUCGUACGGUUAAGCUGGUGGACAAAUACGGUUGAAUUGUACCCAGACAGAAGUGUAGAGUGGCCGCAAGCUGACUUGAAACUAAUCCAGUGCAA
Panicum virgatum (switchgrass) is the source of this 2026-nucleotide messenger RNA. RefSeq names its product mRNA cap guanine-N7 methyltransferase 2. The coding region runs from base 718 to 1749 and encodes 343 amino acids. The transcript is spliced from 12 exons. NCBI's taxonomy places the organism in Eukaryota, Viridiplantae, Streptophyta, Magnoliopsida, Poales, Poaceae. Gene Ontology annotation, cellular component: nucleus. Gene Ontology annotation, biological process: 7-methylguanosine mRNA capping. The record is from RefSeq and is a predicted model, not a curated record. Gene Ontology annotation, molecular function: mRNA 5'-cap (guanine-N7-)-methyltransferase activity.